AUGCAAACAUUGCAAGCCUGUCGCGGUUCGGGCCGUGCGCGAAGGCUUGGUCGAGUGCAUCGUCGCAAUUCUCUUGUUGCAGGGCCAAGUAGUCGCCUACCCGACAGUCGUGCAUAGGCCGUGCCACGCGCGAUGACUUGAAGCCAGUUGCAAUGUCAAGUCUGCUGCGUUGAUCCCGCUCUCCUGGGUGUGCAAUACCUCCUUUGUAGGCAGAGCCUAGACCAGCAGAAUCGUGACAUGUUGCCAAUAUUUAGCGCAAUUUGCCUCGAGUGCUUUGUCCGCAUGAAAGCGGCCGUCUGGGAGAUACGACAUAGACGUGGCUCGAAAGCCACAGUAAUGGCCACCCGAAUUCAUUCAAGCAAUAUGAGCUGGUUUGUAGGAUGCACAUACAGUGACGCGGACUAGUGGCGGGCUGGCUUGGGCAAUCGUGGUCGCUGGUCGGCAAAUUGCUUGGUGCGACUCAAAUCGAGCCAUACCCACGAUCAAUGUAUUCUUUAUAGCUUCAUGUAUUGAGUGGGCAUGUAGUGGAUGGCCGCGACAGAUAGAGCAUUCGGGCAUACAUGUUACAAUCAUACAAGGAACGGCGCUCCAAUAAGAGUCUUAGCAAACAGCACCUUCAUGAAUCAUAUUGAUAUACUUGGAUGGUGUUGGAGUUGCCGACGUCUAGCAAAAGGCCAUUCCAGCAAACUAUUGCGAGGGACCGACAUGCCAACGGGCAGUAUGCGCAUGGUCACGCGUAUGAGGUAGACCUGGGACCACUUCUGGGACUGUGCAGUGGCCAAAGCAGCGGUGGCACAAAUUAGUGCCAUGGAGCAUGGUCGGCGGCCCAAGGAGGAGCGGCUGCGGCAGCAGUAGCUAGCAGCAAACACCGGGGCUGCAUUGGCAGAUGCAGCAGAAGAAAGAUCCCGCUCCUAAUGAGGUCCCGCCCACGCAGCCGCCGCCAGGUGCGGUGAGCCCGCUGCAACAGCAGCCGGCGGCAGUGGAGGCGGCGGCUGACGCGCACCACGCGGCGGCUGGCGGCGCGGCGGCUGGUGCCGCUAGCGCGGUCGGCGACGCCGCGGCGGCCGUGCACCACCCAGCCGAGCCGUACGCAGGCGCUGCGGCGGGCGUCGCGGAGCUGCGGCACCGCCACCACACCCCGCCCACCCAGUCCGCGGCCCCUGAACCCCUGCUGCGGCAAGCGCCACGCCUGCUGCGGCCACGCCCGCCGCCGCCCGCGCGUCCGCGCACGGCUCCGGGGCUGGAGCUUCCGGCUUUCCUGCGGCUGCUGCUGCUAACUCUUCAGCGCACGCGCCGCCGGCAGCUGGCGGCGCGGAGGGUGGUGAUGCCGCUGCACUACAGCUCAGCCCAGUGGCUGCGCGCGGCGGCGUCGGUGUACCCCGCCCGCAGUCCGCUGCAGCUGGCCUACGUGGCGGAGCACAACUUCAUGCAAGCGCGCAUCCGCAGCCUGGAGGCCAUGGCGGCGCGCUACGGAGCCGGCGGACUUCCGGUCGCAACCGGCGGCGGCGGACCCGGCCCCACCGUCGGCGCCCCUGGCGGCGGCGCCCCGGCGGCGGACCCCUACCCCACCAUCCCGCCGCCCUUUGCCGGCGGGCUGGGCGCCGCGGCGGCUGUUCCGCCGCUGGACGGCGCCGCUGGCGCUGGCGGCGCCUCCGCCUACCCGCCCAUGUGGUCGGCCGCCGCCGCCGCCACGGCGGCCGCGGCGGCGCCGCCGGCGGCGGCUCCAAUGCUGGCCGCGGCGAUGAUGGGGCUGUUCAACCCCAUGGGCUUUGGCGGGCUGCCGGGCGCCGGCGGCUUCGGUUUCCCAGGCGCCAUGUUCCCGCCGGGCCUGAGCCCGCGGCGGCGGCGGCCGGUGGCGCCACGGGCGCCAGCAGCAGCAGCGGUGCAGCAGGCCGCGCAGCCACAGCAGCCGGCGGCGCAGGAGCAGAAGCCCGCAGCUGCAGCGGCGGCGCCGGCGGCUGAGCCCGCGGCGCCUUCCGACGGCAGCGGCGGGGUUGCGGCCAGCGCCGAUGGCGCUGCGGCCACCUCGCCAGCCAGCGCUAGCAAUGUCCCGUCGGAGCCGGCGGCUGCCGCUGCUGGGGCCUCCACCGCUGCUCCUGCAACUGCCCAGCCGGAGGCUUCCCCAGCGGAGGCCAGCGCGGGGCAGGCGGCUGGCACAAAGGUGGAGGAAGCUGCGCCGCCGUUGGCGGCAGCUGUGUCGGAGGCUGGCCAGGCUGCGAAGCCCGAGGCGGCGGCAGCGGUCAGUCCUGCGGAGGGGGGCCACACCGGCGCGGCUGGCGGAGCAGCGGAGGACGGCGCGGCAGCUGGCGAGGCGGAUGCGGACGCGGAGGAGCUGCGGCGCCUGCGGCUGCAGCGCUUUGCGGGGCCGCAGUAGAGGCGUGUUGUGACGGCAAAAGCAAGUUGUAGGCUGUGUGUUAAACAAAGGUACGGUAAUAGAUCUUCGUCGACAGUGUCGCCCUUGGCGUCUUGGCACUAGCGGCAAGCGUAGAGACGUGUUGUGUGUACGAGUCACACGAGGUUGCUUGCUCACAAGGAGGCAGUGGAAGGUCCUGGACUGCGGUGAUCAGGACGUGACGUGCAGGCUGCCAGGAAGGGCAAUUGCAUCGACACUUCAAAAGCGUUGAGGUGUUUUGAAUCCCUGCUUUGGCAUGCCGAAAGCUCAGACACCGUACAGCCAUGUGGGAGUGUGUGUGGCGUGGAUACGGUAGAUGGGCUUUACCAACCCGGUGGGCGCAGGUCAAAUACGCAGCAGGCCCAGCCGCACUACUACUCGGGCCAGCAGGAUGGUCCGCUGUGGAAAGGGUGGCCUGGAGACCUGGACCGACAGCUCGCACCGGUGCCGAACAUGUGUAUGAACACGCGGCAGGCGCUAUAAUGUCGCGGGUCCGGUCAUGCAUGCUGGUAAAUUGCCGACGGUUGAAGGUGGGACAAUGCGCGUGUGCAAGAACGCCAAGCGGGGCAGGGCGGGGCCGUCAGUGCACGCAACGUCUCGUUAGCU
Molecule: messenger RNA, 2998 nt
Organism: Chlamydomonas reinhardtii
Lineage: Eukaryota; Viridiplantae; Chlorophyta; Chlorophyceae; Chlamydomonadales; Chlamydomonadaceae
Exons: 5
Coding region: 887-2374 (495 amino acids)
Source: RefSeq, a predicted model, not a curated record